AACCUCCUUUUUUGCGAUCACAGCGCGUCGCGCCGAGCAAGUCCGGCACGGCGCGCAGUUGCUAACAAGGAAGGGAGUGGAGAAGAUCGUACCUACAUUCUAUGUAUGUGAACGGAGUAGUCUGUUCUGACGUACAUGCGCAUAUACAUGCGAUUGUUGAGGACAAUGAUCAAUGAUGAAGACUCAUAUCAUAUGCACUGGCAUCGUUGCAGUCCCGCAAUGGCCGUCCCGAUUAUCAUUACUGCCGUCGCUCCUGAUUGCGAUCGCAGAGACUGGGCAUGUGACACUUUGGAGAAACGACCCUACCCAUGGCUCACUAGUAAGUGGCAGUUACAUCUUUCUUUCUUUUUCUUUUUCCGUCUCUUUCCCCCCUGAUUCCUUUGAUGGCAGCAACGGGCUAGAAAAGGAAGUCUGCCUUGGGAAGCAAACGGGAUAAAGCAAGCCAUGGCAUCUCCAAAGCCCACCGUGCCCAGGAUGGGGGACCAAUAGCCACGACGCAUGGGCGGAGAUGUCAAGUUGCGAGGAUCAGCAUCUGGACAAAGCGCGACCCUCGGGCAACAGGACGAUCCGAGUCUCUAGAUCCCGCUAUGUGACUCGAUACCAGCCAGGGAAGAGCAAUGGCUAAACGGUAUGAGCUAGGCGACGGGAAGGACCUAGUCUACACCACGUAAACACAGCUAGACUGCUACCCAUGCAUACUCCGUACAUGAUUAGACUAAGUGACUCGAAUAAUGAGUGCGUGAGUAAGACCUGACGGGACCUCAGUCCCAACUACCACCCACCCCGGCUUAGUCCCGCACGAAGGCAGAAAGGAUUAAUAUAGAUACAUUAGUUGGGUAGCCAUCAUGGCCCAUGCCAUGUCCGUCGGGUCUGCCUGGAG
This is a messenger RNA of Aspergillus welwitschiae, 880 nucleotides long. RefSeq lists its product as uncharacterized. Lineage: Eukaryota; Fungi; Ascomycota; Eurotiomycetes; Eurotiales; Aspergillaceae. The transcript has a single exon. The record is from RefSeq and is a predicted model, not a curated record. Bases 173 to 436 code for a protein of 87 amino acids.